GCAGUCUCUCCUCCCCUCGCGGCGAUAGACGACAAGGACCAAAAUCCCCUGCUCGGACAUCAACGGUUAAAUGCAACACCUCGGUACUAGAAUAGACUCCAUCCACUGAUUGUGCUAACUCCGAGAUCGCAGUCGACGCCCUAAUCCGCGAUUCAGUUUGCUCGAAAUGCUCGCUCGUGUUGUUCAUCCAGCUUGACCUUCCCGCUGACCUUUUUGCCCUGCUGAUCAAGUAAAAGAUGGCGACGCGUGACUACAAAGAGGCCUCGGCAAUAGCUCGUAAGAGGAGAGCGGCCAACAUUGCUGCCUUCUACAAGACUCCAGGAUGGAACGAAGCAGACUUGCCCAAGAAUCUGACCGAGUAUGCGCUCAAAUCUGACUACUACACCGACGACGAGCGCCAGAUAAUCCAAUCAGAAGCCGAUGUGAUCCUCGAGAAGAUUAAAACCAAGGAAUGGACCGCACUGGAGGUCACCAAAGCCUUCUGCAAGGCAUCCGCCUUGGCCCAGGAAUUGACCAACUGCUUGACCGAAGUACUCUAUACCGAAGCAAUUGAAAGAGCAAAAUACCUCGAUGAUUACCUCGCGCGCACAGGGAAGACCCUCGGCCCGCUCCAUGGACUACCAAUCUCGCUCAAGGACUGCUUCGUGACUGCACCACACCCUUCCAGCAACGGAAUGGCGAUCUAUGCUAACGAGCCCUUGGAAAAAGAUGCGUUACUGGUCACCAUUCUGCGUGAUCUGGGUGCGGUCUUCUACGUCAAGACAAAUGUCCCUGUUGCCAUGAUGAUGGCGGAAACAAACAACAACAUCUGGGGAGAAUGUCGGAACCCUCUACACAAAUACCUCACCCCCGGAGGAUCUAGUGGUGGUGAAGGGGCUCUGAUAGCCCUCAAAGCCUCGCCCUUGGGGAUUGGCACAGACAUUGGUGGUAGCAUCCGUAUUCCCGCCGCAUGGUGCAAUCUGUACGGCUUGAAACCUAGCUUCGGUCGCUAUCCGCACUAUGGAGCCAAGCCGGGCAUAGCUGGUCAAGAGUAUAUUCUAUCGGUCAACGGGCCAAUGGCGAGAUCUUUGAAGACGCUCCAGUUGUACUCGGAAGCCCUCUUAUCCGAGGACGUGCGACCUUGGGAAUAUGACCACAAAGUGAAUCCAAUCCCAUGGAGGAAGAAUGUUAUUCAACCACCAGGCCGUAAACUUCGCUUCGGUCUAAUUGGUGUCCACGAUGGUCUUGUCCAUGUUCACCCACCCGUCGAGCGGGCUUUGAAGAUGACCCAGGCUGCGCUUGAAAAGCAAGGCCACGAAGUCAUUCCUUGGUCCACCGAAGAUCACGAGGCGAUUGUGAAGAACCUCCAAGCAGCCUUCUUCGAUCUUGGUGGCGCUGCCAUUAUGGACCUUAUCAAGCCUUGGGGAGAGCCAGUUUUUCCGAGCAUGGAAGGGUACGCAGUGGCGGCUGCCGCAGGUGAAGGGGAGCUUGGACCGACAAAGAUGCGAAUGAUGAACCUCCGGCGUAAUGAACUGCAGAAAGCCUACCUUGACCGAUGGAAUGCGACCGCUACGGACGGAAAACCACGACUGGACGGGAUAAUCUGUGCCGCAUCGCCAUGGGCAGCUCCUCGGCUUGGUCAAACCCAGAAGCAGAGUUUGUAUGUUGGCUAUACGGGCUUUGUCAACUUCCUGGACUUCGGCGCCUGUACCUUUCCGGUCACCUUUGCGGACAAAGAGCUUGACAAGGCAAGAGAUAUGAGCACCUUCAAGCAAUUGAGCGACAUCGACGGCAGAAUCCAACAAGAUUACGAUGCUGAGUUCUAUCACGGAGCACCAGUGGCGUUGCAGAUUGUCGGAAGGCGACUCGAGGAGGAGAAGAUCCUCGAAAUGUGCGAGGUUAUCGACAACUGUUUGAAGAUGGCCUAAACCGCUAGCUCUCUGGCGGCCAAGGCAAGGCGUUCUUCGCUGAUGGCUUCAUUCUAACCGAUCGAGGCGCCGGCCCCCUCACUGAUCAACCUUGGGCUUAGUCUCAGCCUCACUCUUCUGAACUUUGAGACUUGAAAUUA
Molecule: messenger RNA, 2047 nt
Organism: Cladophialophora immunda
Lineage: Eukaryota; Fungi; Ascomycota; Eurotiomycetes; Chaetothyriales; Herpotrichiellaceae
Exons: 4
Coding region: 237-1907 (556 amino acids)
Source: RefSeq, a predicted model, not a curated record